Mycena indigotica is the source of this 786-nucleotide messenger RNA. Its product is annotated as Pectate lyase C. Gene Ontology annotation, molecular function: pectate lyase activity. Gene Ontology annotation, cellular component: extracellular region. Gene Ontology annotation, biological process: pectin catabolic process. The record is from RefSeq and is a predicted model, not a curated record. The transcript has 17 exons. Bases 1 to 786 code for a protein of 261 amino acids. Lineage: Eukaryota; Fungi; Basidiomycota; Agaricomycetes; Agaricales; Mycenaceae.
AUGUACCUCACAAGCACCACCGCCGUUCUUGCUACACCCAUUGCAAACGGCACCUUCGUUGAGAAACGCUCGGCCACCAACGUAUGGCCCACAGCGCCGACCACCAGUAGUCUCAGCAGCGCAAAAAGAAUUGCUGCUGGUACUACUUUCACUCCCAGCGCUGCAUAUACCAGGUUUGACCGAGGAUCUGGCGCUUGCAAAGGCCAAAAUGAAGGCGGCGACUCAGAUGCCGUUUUCCUGCUCGAAGAAGGUGCUACUUUAAGCCGUGUCAUUAUUGGCGCCAACCAGGCUGAGGGCGUACACUGUCUUGGCUCCUGCACUUUGGAUCACGUGUAUUUUGAGGAUGUGUGCGAAGAUGCGAUCACAAUCAAACAAACCAGCUCUUCCGCUGUUUCUCGUAUCAACUACGGAGGCGCCAAGAACGCAGAUGACAAGAUCGUUCAGCACAAUGGUGCAGGAACGGUUAUCAUCAACUCGUUCUACGCGGAAAAAUUCGGCAAACUCUAUCGCAGCUGCGGCAACUGCAAGACUCAGUACACGCGCCACGUUGAGAUCAACGACGUUUGGGCCGUCUCCGUCAGUGCUAAUGGAAGCACCCUCGCUGGAAUUAACACGAACUAUGGGGACACGGCCAAGAUCAGGACGACCAAAAUUAGCGGACUGUCCGUGAACAACGCGUGCACCAAGUAUACGGGCAACAAUAGCGGGGCAGAACCAACCAAGACGGGAUCUGGGCCAGACAGCCAGUAUUGCUUGUACAGCUCAUCCGAUAUUACCACGGCAUAA